AGCCUACUCCUUUUAAUUUUUGGUAUUUCACUUUAUUUUCUUUUACAGAACAGAUAGGGAAUCAUUAUGCUCUUGCUCACCCUUGAACAAAUCAGAGUAAUUACACUGAAGUAAUGGGCUAAUCUGCAUUUUUAUACCAUAGAUCAGAAUAAUGUCCAUUGAACUCUCCUCUUCACAUGGCUGUCUUCUGCUCAGCAAGCUUUAUAUAGGAAGGGCCACCUCUGAAGGCUCAAUCCAGCAUGGCCUGACGCCAACACAGACGGAUAUCAACAGCAGUUACAACAACACGGUGCCUCCCAAAUUGAAGGAAAUGAAAAACCAAGAGGCUGCUGUGGGUCAGAAGCUAGUGCUAAGGUGUGAAACCACUUCAGAGUACCCUGCGCUCAGAUUCAAGUGGUUAAAGAAUGGAAAAGAGAUAACCAAAAAAAACAGACCGGAAAAUAUCAAGAUCCCCAAAAAACAAAAGAAAUACUCUGAGCUUCACAUUUAUAGAGCCACCUUGGCCGACGCCGGGGAAUAUGCAUGCAGAGUGAGCAGCAAACUAGGGAAUGACAGUACUAAAGCCAGUGUUAUCAUCACGGACACCAAUGAGAGCACCAGCAAGAUACCAGUAUCAACAGAAGGGACAAAAACUUCUUCACAACCCAUGCUUAUGAUACAAUCUUCAACAGAAGGAACAAACACUUCCUCCUCCACUUCUACAUCUACAACUGGGACAAGUCAUCUCACAAAAUGUGACAUAAAGCAGAAAGCCUUCUGUGUAAAUGGGGGAGAGUGUUACAUGGUUAAAGACCUCCCAAACCCCCCAAGAUACCUGUGCAGGUGCCCAAAUGAAUUUACUGGUGAUCGCUGCCAAAACUACGUAAUGGCCAGCUUCUACAAGCAUCUUGGGAUUGAAUUUAUGGAAGCUGAGGAACUGUACCAGAAACGCGUGCUGACCAUAACUGGCAUUUGCAUUGCUCUUCUAGUAGUUGGCAUCAUGUGUGUGGUGGCCUACUGCAAAACCAAGAAGCAGAGGAAGAAGUUGCACGACCGCCUUCGGCAGAGCCUGCGCUCAGAAAGGAACAACAUGGUGAACAUGGCUAACGGGCCGCAUCACCCCAACCCGCCGCCAGAUAACGUCCAGCUGGUCAAUCAAUACGUUUCAAAAAACAUAAUCUCCAGUGAGCAUGCCGUUGAGCGAGAAACAGAGACCUCGUUCUCCACAAGCCACUACACUUCAACCACGCAUCACUCCACCACAGUCACCCAGACACCCAGCCACAGUUGGAGUAACGGCCACACCGAGAGCAUCCUUUCCGAAAGCCGCUCCGUGCUGGUGAGCUCCUCCGUGGAGAACAGCCGACAUGCCAGCCCUGCAGGGACGCGGGGACGCCUCAACGGCAUUGGUGGGCCACGGGAGAGCAACAGUUUCCUCAGGCAUGCAAGAGAGACCCCCGACUCCUACCGAGACUCUCCCCACAGCGAAAGGUAUGUCUCAGCCAUGACCACACCAGCUCGCAUGUCACCCGAAGAUUUCCACACACCGACUUCUCCCAAGACCCCCUCUUCCGAGAUGUCUCCACCAGUUUCCAGCUUGACCGUGUCCCUCCCUUCGGUGGCAGUGAGUCCCUUCGUGGAAGAGGAGAGACCGCUGCUCCUGGUGACCCCGCCGCGGCUACGGGAGAAGUACGACCACCACCUUCAGCAGUUCAACUCCUUCCAUCACAAUCCUGCCCAUGAGAGCAGCAGCCUGCCACCCAGUCCUCUGCGGAUCGUGGAGGAUGAGGAAUACGAGACCACACAGGAGUAUGAACCAGCACAGGAGCCUCCAAAGAAACUCACCAACAGCCGGAGGGUAAAAAGAACAAAGCCCAAUGGCCAUAUUUCCAGCAGAGCGGAAAUGGGCUCCGACACAAGCUCUGAGAGCAGUAGCUCUGAGAGUGAAACGGAAGAUGAGAGAAUAGGCGAGGAUACACCUUUCCUGAGCAUACAGAACCCCAUGGCAGCCAGUCUGGAGCCGGCCACCGCGUACCGGCUGGGUGGGAGGAGUAUAUAA
Struthio camelus australis is the source of this 2038-nucleotide messenger RNA. RefSeq names its product neuregulin 1 (gene NRG1). NCBI's taxonomy places the organism in Eukaryota, Metazoa, Chordata, Aves, Struthioniformes, Struthionidae. Gene Ontology annotation, biological process: cell differentiation; nervous system development; animal organ development. Gene Ontology annotation, molecular function: chemorepellent activity; protein tyrosine kinase activator activity. The record is from RefSeq and is a predicted model, not a curated record.